Oncorhynchus kisutch (coho salmon) is the source of this 3433-nucleotide messenger RNA. RefSeq names its product WSC domain-containing protein 1. The record is from RefSeq and is a predicted model, not a curated record. The transcript is spliced from 9 exons. NCBI's taxonomy places the organism in Eukaryota, Metazoa, Chordata, Actinopteri, Salmoniformes, Salmonidae. Bases 588 to 2336 code for a protein of 582 amino acids.
ACGCGUCGGGGAUCGCCAAUGCAAAUGUGUAUGCUCCCUCACUGCCAUCUAGUUUUGCUCCCUCACUGCCAUAGAGAGGGAAAGAGAGUGGAGAAAGACGAGGAGCGGGGAGACGAUUCUUAAACGUAACAAUACAAACGUGGCUUCACUGGUUUUGGAUAUAAAAUAGGAGCGAAUAUUUUAGAUUUCAGAAUACGUGGGAGAGAGAUUCGACCCUGAAUCUGAUAGCGUUCUGUAUGAUAACACGCAGUCUCGAACCGUCGACAUCCAAGGUUUUUCCAAGAAACUACUUGCUUCCAGGGCUUGCUAGCUGUUCUGUUCCCUUGGAGAUUACUGUAAAGUCUGGCGCUGCUGUGACACAUCUGAGGGAUCUGAUUACACAGUGGUCCUUUUGGUUACCAGUCCAAAGGCAUGGCUAUAAACCACAAAGAGUCAUUAACCAUCUAAGGCUGCAGCCAGGUAGCCUACCUACUGUGUGACUGGACUGAUGGGGCCUUGGGAAGGUUAUAAUGAGGUUUUAACCCUCACCCUUCUCUCUGGAAUGGUGGCUCACUAAGGGUCAAAGAGCCACCAGCUGAACAGUGGGGAUGGCCACGGCCCUCUACAGGCUGCGUUGCUUCCUGCGGCGAGCUCAGAUGCUCCUCCUCUUCCUGGGGAUCGCCUACCUGAUGGCGGGGAGCAUCCUGCUGCUGCAGCGCUCCAGCCUGACCCUAAAGACCGCUCAGCCACCAGGCGACGCCAGUCUCCCUUCUCUCAUGGCACUGCCAGCACCUCCCACAGCCGUGAGGGCCUCCCCCGGCCUGGGCCUGAGGGCGCGCUCCAGAUGGGCAGCCACCCAGGGUGUGUUGGGUGGUGGAGGGGGCAUCAAGACGGGGAGACACUGGCCCACGUCCCGACACCUGGGGGUCCAACACCUGCACCACCGCUGGUUCCACGGUCUCAUGCCAGACACGCAGGAGCAGAGAGGUCCUCUACAACGCAAUAAAAGGCACAAAGGGACCUACAUGGGCUGCUUCAUGCAUGAUGCCAAUGAACGAGCCCUGGGGGGAACCAUGCUGUAUGAUCUGCGCAAAAUGACCAGCUCUUUGUGUCAAGACACCUGCUCAGAAAGUGGUUACCGGUUCGCAGGUCUGGAGUACGGAGCAGAGUGUCACUGUGGUAACCGCAUCAGCAGCCCGCAGGCCCAGGAGGAGGAUUGUAGCCUGGGCUGCAGAGGGGAGAGGGGGGAGAGGGGAGCACCCUGUGGGGGCGUGGGGCGCCUCUCCAUCUACAAGGUGGAGGAACAGCUCCCAGGACAGAGGAAAUUCAGAAACGUCCGCUACAGUGGCUGCUUCAAGUUGCCCAAAAACAUCACCAUAGUCUUCCCUGUCUACUCCCUCCAGUCAAACUCCACGUCACAGUCCUGCAUCGAGACCUGCACAGAUAAGGAGCUCCCACUGGCUGUGUUGAGGAACCCACACUGUUACUGUGCCUGGGCCUCAUCUCUGUUUAGACUGAACCAACGUCUGCCACCAGACCAGCCAUGUCUGGAGACCAACGGCACAGCACACACAGUUGCCUCCACAUCCCGGGCGGGCCCAUACUACUACCAGGUCUACCAGACACCUGUGCUUGACUCCAGGUGCAAAGAGAGGAUGUUUCUACCUGAGAGGUCCACCUCCCUGGUGGCUCUCUCCAGCUUCCCCGGAGCUGGCAACACCUGGGUACGCCACCUGAUCGAGCUCGUGACGGGCUACUACACUGGCAGCUUCUACUUUGAUGGCACACUUUACAACAGAGGUUUCAAAGGGGAGAAGGACUACUGGAAGAGUGGGCGUAGCAUCUGUGUGAAGACCCAUGAGAGUGGGCAGAGGGAGAUCGAGAUGUUUGACUCUGCCAUAUUACUGAUCCGGAACCCCUACCGUUCCCUCAUGGCAGAGUUCAACAGGAAGUGUGCCGGACACCUUGGCUAUGCCACAGACAAACAGUGGAGGAGCAAAGAGUGGCCAGAGUUUGUUGACAGCUAUGCCCCCUGGUGGGCGUCCCACGCUCUGAGCUGGCUACAGUUUGGCCGUCGCCUGUUGGUGGUGCACUACGAGGACCUGCAGAGGGCGCUCUUUCCCCAGCUCCGCCUCCUCACCUCCUUCCUCAACGCCACCAUAACGGAGGAGAGGCUGAUGUGUGCCCAGAGCAACCAGGACGGUCACUUCAAACGCUCUGGUAGGGCCCAGCGGCCCUCCUUCGACCCCUUCACAGCAGAGUUGAGGAGCACCAUUGACUCCUACAUCCACACAGUGGACCAGGCCCUGAGGGACAGGAACUACAGCGGCCUGCCGCACGACUACAUACCCAGGUGAUCCUCCUCAGCUGAUCCAAACUGGAGUCCAAAAGGACACGUCAACAAAUAAAGGGGAGGGGGAAGGUGUAAUCUCUGCCACCACUCCAAAGGUCCAGUCUAGUCAUUAGCAUGGUUGGGUGAAAGGUUUUUACAUGUGUUGGAGAAUUCUGUCAGCUACAGAACAUUUUCAGAAGAGUGACUCAGAGGGAAAGUGACUGUAUGAACACACCAAUGGGUAAUUGUUUGACACACUUGACAUGUCCAACCCACCGUGAGUGGCUGCCGAGAGUGUAGUAACAUGGAGUUAAACGUCAGUGUAAACUGUCAGUGUCACUGGGAUGAAAACAUGGCUGAACAUUACAGCUCCUGCUGAAAGGUCUCAGGGCAAGAGCCAGACUCUCUCUAUUGGAAGAAAAGGGAAACAUCCCCCUUUUCACUGCAGGCGUUGGGAGUAUGGAGCAAGUGCCUGUCUGCAAAAACAAUUCAAUCAAGCAUUGUAGGCUCUGAGGCUUUUAGCUUUACAUGGAAUCUUUAGGUUAUUUCUAUUUGUUUGGGAUUUUUGUCAUGUUUAAUAUCAGUUUUACUGGUAGAGGGCAGUUAAACACAAAAUGUGCCAUUCAACAAUGUUAUUCGGAUCGUUGUAAUGGACUUAUGCCAAUUAAAUCUCCAUAUGUUUAGCUCUAUUGUCUGCUUUUUCAUUACUGCUGGUGUUCGGUCAUAUACAGGCAAUUCUACAAAUGUAUUCCUGGUGGUUUGUAUGUUUGUAAGUGCGUUCCAUCUCUCUGAGAGACCUAAAGUGACAUGACAUUGUGAACAGGCCUUUUGCAUCACGUUCUGUACCAUAUCUUGUUCAAAUUGUGGCUGUGAAUCUUGGUCAAAUAGGUUUCUAAUGUUUAUCAGGGAGAGUGUAGGCUACCUCGUGAGAAUAGAAUACUUACACUUGAAUGCAGUUUCCCAAAUUAUAAUUUUAAUUGCAUGCCUUAUUGUUCAGUCUGUGACGGCAAAACAACAAGUCAACACAUUGGAAAGAUAAUGUCCAGAUUGUCUGUUUAUCUUAAAAAAUGCCGAACAAAAAAUGUGUCAUAUUAAUAAAUCUAAAAGCUGGAUCCAUGCACA